Molecule: messenger RNA, 3528 nt
Organism: Biomphalaria glabrata
Lineage: Eukaryota; Metazoa; Mollusca; Gastropoda; Planorbidae
Product: ras-related protein Rab-2
Exons: 8
Coding region: 91-729 (212 amino acids)
Cellular component (GO): Golgi apparatus
Molecular function (GO): GTP binding; GTPase activity
Source: RefSeq, a predicted model, not a curated record
UGGUAACACAUUUAUAUUAUUUCCGGUUCAGCUUAUGACGUCACGUUUAGUUGACAUCAUCACGGAAAGUUAAUUUCAAUAUUUUAAAACAUGUCUUACGCAUAUUUGUUCAAAUAUAUAAUAAUUGGCGACACUGGUGUUGGUAAAUCUUGUCUACUGCUACAGUUCACAGACAAAAGAUUUCAACCUGUUCAUGACCUGACUAUAGGUGUUGAGUUUGGAGCCCGUAUGAUAACUAUUGAUGGCAAGCAGAUAAAGCUUCAAAUAUGGGAUACAGCUGGGCAAGAAUCCUUCAGAUCAAUCACCAGGUCCUACUACAGAGGUGCUGCAGGAGCAUUAUUAGUUUAUGACAUAACCAGACGUGACACAUUCAAUCACCUGACCACCUGGUUGGAAGAUGCCAGACAGCACUCUAACUCCAACAUGGUUAUCAUGCUUAUCGGCAAUAAGAGUGAUCUGGAAGCUAGGAGAGAGGUCAAGAAGGAAGAAGGCGAAGCCUUUGCUAGAGAACAUGGCUUGAUAUUUAUGGAAACUUCUGCAAAAACAGCGGCCAAUGUUGAAGAGGCUUUUAUUAACACAGCCAAAGAAAUUUAUCAAAAGAUUCAAGAUGGAGUGUUUGACAUAAAUAAUGAAGCAAACGGAAUCAAGAUAGGACCACAGCACUCACCAGCCAGCCAGAGCUUGAAUGUGGGAGGUAGUGGAGGUAAUCAAGGAGGCAACUGUUGCUGAGAAUGGUUCCUCCAUCCACCCACUAACCAGCACCAGUUGUUUCAAUCCAACCAAGCUACUCAGCUGUGAGGGAAAGCUUCAUUUUUUUUUUCAAAUUAUGUUUUUAUUUCACCAGAAAACUGCUGGUGUUAUUAUAUUUUAAGCAUGAUUUUCUUUUUAAAUUCAAUGCUGUCUCCACACAAGAUUAAAUAAAAUAAGGGGAAAAACCUAGACGAGUUCAGACAAAGCUGUGCAUCUGGUCAGAUUUGUGUACAUUUUCUAAGACAAAUUGAAAUAAGGGGUAAGCAUUGAUUUCUUUUAGACUUGCAUAUUGUUUACUAAUGACUCAAUAUGUCUGUGUACUUCUUGGUCUCACUCCUUCAUGGAACUAAUGUUUAUAAUGAAACCACAAUUUAUAACAACAUAUAUUUUUGUUAUUCCUGUCAGUAAUUUUAAAUCAAACAUAAACUCUAUCUACAUCAGUUUCUUUGUCGAUCUGUGUAGCUAUAGACAUUUAGAUAUCUAUACACAUAAAAGUAGAAAUAUAAAUAAAUCAUUCUGCACUGCUAGCUCAAAAAUGAUUUGCUUUGCACCAGUUUGUAGGCUAGAGGGUCAUGCUGGUCAUGUAUGUUUUGUUUUUUUUUAAACUUAAUGAAAAAGAAAUGUGCAGAUCAUUUUGUUAAUAUUGUUCACAUUUUUAGAAAUUGUAAAAAAAAAAAAUGUGACACAUUUUUAUGUAGAAAUUUAUAUUGUUUCUUUAACAAACAUGAAAUAAUUUCUUGGUUUAUUUUAAUGACAUUGAGAUCAAUUCCACAUGAAGAUUUGUUAUGGCCUAUCUUUCUGAAUUUCUAGAAUAGUUACAUAAUUUUUUCCCCCAUUAGAGUCAUUGUUCAUAUUGAUAAGAUAUUUUGCUCUCUAAUGUAUGAAAUAUAAUCAUUUGUUCCAAUAAAAAUAGCUUACACAGUUUUGGGAAGUGGUGCCAUUGAGUUCCUUUCCAGUUCCCUUAUGUGUCUUCUAUGUAUGUAUAUGUUUGCUGCUAAGCUAUUAUCACCUUCACAUAAAAAGUAUCAAAAAAUAUAAAAUAGAUACCAGCUGUUAAACUUUGCUUUAAAAAUAUUUACUUAGAUUUUAAAAGAACAUUCAAUUAAAAAAAAUAAUCUGCAAAGACAGGGGAUGCAUGUAGAGUUUAACUGUUUCUUUUUGACUUUGCCAAUACAAGAAACAGUUAAUAGUAGAAUUUUUUUUUUUUUUUUCAGGAAACAUACCUGCCAGAAAAUUAAUGUUGGACAUAUUUUUCAGAAAAGAUGCACAAAUAUUUAUCCCUUAAUCAACAGAAACGAUUUUUUAAUAUAAGAAAAGAUUGCUCCUUUAAGUGUACUUUAAUACAAUCCCCAAUCUGAUGUAAUUUUUGUUGAAUAAAAAUUUCUGUCCCUUUGUGAGGAAACUACUUUUAUGACAAAGCAUUGUAAUGAUACAUGUAUUCUUUUCAUAUUUAUCAAGUCAUUCCUAGCAAUGUUAAGCAUACAUUUAAAAUUGAGUCAUACAUUUUCAAUGGAUCAGCUAUUUCUGUUUAUUCCUGUGAUUUGUUCAGUUUUUUUUUUGUUUUUCAAUCAUAAUUUUUGUUCUUUUUUUUUUUUGGACAUGAUCUAAACAUAAUUAAUCCUACUGUGUUGUGCUCAUCUAUUGUUGGGGUGAAUGUUUGAUAUCUGCUCCAUUUAAUGUUUAGGGAGGUCUUGGGCAUGGUUAUUAUUCCAUUGGGACAUUUUAAGGAAAUAAUGUAAAACGUUUGAGACCCCCCCCUCCCUAAUCUUUUCCCAUUAAAUAUUGAGAGAAUAUUUUUUUUCUUUUCAUUUGGUUCAUCCUAGAACUUAGUCAAACCCAAAACCAAACUGACUAUUACAUGGAUCAGCAUGUAGUGAUGAGUGUUUUAUUUUAUUUUCAAUGUGCAAUAUUUGAUUGUGGGGUGAACAGAUCAUUUGUCAUGACACUUGGUUUAUACUUUGGUUUGAGGUUCACUUGUGUAAUUUGGCACUCUGUCUUGUCAUUUAAGCUUGGUUAAACAUGUAGUCCAGAUUUUUUUUUUCAUUCAAUGAUGAAUGCAUAUGAAUGGCUGAAAAGAGGGCUCUUCUCCCCAUUAGUUUUGUUUUGUCAAUUUAAUGAAAGGAGAUUUAAAAUAAACAACCCAUAGUAUUUUUGUAAUUAGCCUUCAAUCAAAUGAACACAUUGCAAUCCUGAAGAUAAGAAUGAAAGAACUGUUUUAUUUUAUUUCUUUAAAAAUAGUGUUCCUGAUCCAAAGCUUUCCUUGGUAACUUAAAUUCCUUGCAUAAUUUUGAGGAAAAGAAAAACUUUGCUGAUGUGUGACAAAUGUGAAACAAUAACAAUAUAUUCUCUCCCUUUGGUUUUUCAAAAUCACGAGUCCUGCCUAGACUCUUUUAUCUGAACCUAUAUGAAUCAUUGUCUUCAUUUACUGUUCUCAAGAUGUUAUUGGUUCUCUUAAACUAGUUCUAGAGUUCUAUACAGAUACUGGGUACAUUUAUUUAAUGAACAAUACCUUCCUUGGCAAUUUAGGUACAGUAAUGAAAUUUUGCAAAAUUAAACCCAAUUGUAAACUCUUUAAAUUCUCAAGACUUAACAAAUUUUUUAGUUUUUAAGAACAUGAUGUGAUAUUGAAUCCACUUUUUUCUUCAUAUCUGUACUCCUUAGCUAUUUAUUGUAAGUGUAUGUGUUAGUUGAAUAGUUCACUGUUUCAUUCAAGUUUCUGUGUGUGUGAGAGAGUGGCAGACUAUCAUGUCAGUUGGAAUAAACUCUUUUGUCUAAUAA